CAAGAAGACACCACUUCCUCCGAGCCCUCACAAUCAAAACAUUAUUUGUGCGCAAUGGGUGAGUCUUCAUCUCCCGAAAGACAGCGUCUAAUCUAACACUUGGCGCACAUAGUCGCGGAGCGGAGACUGCUGCACGAUGCUCCGGCUGAACGACACCGUGGAGGCGGAGAGUGCUGCGAUCCUCCACCCUGCAGAAACCGAGGAGGGGGUUGAGGUUGCCUUCACGCCGCCGGAGGCCGGGCGAAGCCUCGGUUACGGAGCCUCCGUGGCCUGCUGCCCCCCGUUACAGACGCUGACGCCUUUUCAUGUGCAUAACCCCACAAUGCAAGCGAAAGUGAAGGACUACUUCGUGUUUAGGCCAGGUACCAUUGAGCAGGCAGUGAGCGACAUCAGGACCGUGGCACUCCCUUCCGAGGAUGGAGAGGUGCUCAGCGUCUGGCUGCUAGCCGAAAUUGACCACUGGAACAAUGAGAAGGAAAGACUAGUGCUUAUAACUGAUAGGUCACUGCUGGUGUGCAAGUACGACUUCCUCAACCUGUUGUGUCAGCAGGUCGUCAGGAUCUCUCUCAACGCCGUAGACACCAUCUCAGUGGGCGAGUUUGAGUUCCCACCCAAAUCCCUCAACAAGAGAGAAGGCUACGGGAUUCGUGUUCAGUGGGACAAACGUCCUCGGGCCUCAUUCAUAAACCGCUGGAACCCCUGGUCUACAGAAAUGCCCUACGCCACCCUCGCUGAGCACCCCAUGGCCCACGCCGAUGAGAAAGUGGCCUCCCUCUGCCAGUUGGACAACUUCCGAACCCAGAUGGUGCAGGCAGUGAAGAAAGCCCACAAGGAGCACCCCAUCCCCGGUCGGGCUAAUGGUGUCCUGAUCCUGGAGAAACCCUUACUCAUCGAGACCUAUUUGGGAAUUAUGUCCUUCAUCAAUAACGAGGCAAAGUUGGGCUACUCCAUAACCAGGGGCAAGAUCGGCUUCUAAAAGUCAGUUUCUCCAAAUUACAACCUAGUUCAGCCCCUGUGUCUGGUUACACUGCCCUGUGUGAGGGAAGCUUUACUACGGUGUAA
This is a messenger RNA of Notothenia coriiceps (black rockcod), 1062 nucleotides long. RefSeq names its product tumor protein p63 regulated 1-like (gene tprg1l). The transcript has 6 exons. Gene Ontology annotation, cellular component: cytoplasm. NCBI's taxonomy places the organism in Eukaryota, Metazoa, Chordata, Actinopteri, Perciformes, Nototheniidae. The record is from RefSeq and is a predicted model, not a curated record. The coding region runs from base 137 to 976 and encodes 279 amino acids.